CAUUGAUUCCGGAAAUUUGUAACGCAGUCCAACUCGGCCAUCACCUUGGUGGCGAACGAAAUGCGGCUAGUUUAUUUAGCCUCAGCGCUUAGAUUUCGUUACCAGUUAGGAAGAUCAUCUAGGAUACACCGUGGAUCAGUUGCAGCAAUUAAAUGCAUCUUUUCGCGGUGGAAUUCUGGACAUGUUCACUCAACAACACCACCAGUAUUCGAUUCCAAAGUUGGAUUCACCGACUACGAGAAGGAGCGGAGAGAAUUUCACAUCAGGGUUCCAGAGUACUUCAACUUUGCCAAUGUUCUUGAUGAUUGGGCGCAAAAGGAAAAGGCAUUAGUCUCAAACCAGACUGGAGAACGGACAGAAAAGAAUCCGGCCUUCUGGUGGGUCGAUGAUAAAGGAAAACAAAUAAAAUGGUCAUUCCAGCAACUUACCGAAAACAGCAGAAGGACUGCAAAUGUUCUAGCGGGUGCAUGUGAAGUUCAGAGGGGAGACCGUGUCAUGGUCAUUUUGCCGAGACUUCCAGAAUGGUGGCUCAUUAACAUCGCUUGCCUGAGGACAGGAAAUGUAAUCAGUCCCGGAUCGACUCAGUUACGAGCUAAAGACAUCGAGUCACGGCUGCUUACCUCUAAAGCGACUUGCAUCAUUGCAGACCCGGAAAGUGCUAUGUUUGUUGAUGAGGUUGCCAAUUGUUCACCAUAUUUGAAAUCAAAGUUACUGGUGAAAGAAGAUGAAAAGAGUCCAGACAAGAGAGGUUGGCUUCCUUUCCAAGAACUAUACGCACAGGCCUCGAAUGAGCAUAAAUGCGAAGAAACACUGAGCAGCGAACCAAUGACAUUGUUUUUCACAAGUGGAACGACAGGACUCCCAAAGAUGGCAGAGCACACGCAUGCUAGUAGUGGGUUGGGGCACGCUAUUACUGGAAAAUAUUGGUUGGACAACAUUCCUGAGGAUGUCCAUUGGAACCUUUCUGACACGGGCUGGGCUAAAUCUGCUUACAGCAGCGUUUUUGGCCCAUGGUCUCAAGGCGCCUGCGUAUUCGUAUACCAUAAGGCACGUUUUGAGCCCGUAGCUAUAUUAGAUGCGCUUCAAAAGUAUCCAAUCAGCACGUUUUGCUCGGCCCCCACUGUAUAUCGAAUGAUGAUCCAAGAGGACCUUAGCAAAUACAAGUUUCCGUCACUGAGGCAUUGUUUAAGCGCAGGAGAGCCUUUAAAUCCUGAGGUCGUAACUGAGUGGCGAGAGCAGACUGGGCUGGAGAUAAGAGAAGGAUAUGGUCAAACUGAAACUACCUUGCUGUGCGGCACCUUUCGUUGUCUCGAAAAUCGGCCAGGAUCCAUGGGUAAACCUGCUCCAGGAUACAACUUGACGAUUGUGGAUGAAAAAGGGAAUGAAUGCCCAGAUGGAGUGGAAGGUGAAGUUGUUGUGGAACUCUCACCAAACAGACCCAUAGGACUUUUUACUCGCUAUGUGGAUGAUCCGGAUCGAACAAAUGCUGUGUUCCACGACAAUUUCUAUUGGACUGGUGAUAAAGCUUACAAAGACAAAGAUGGAUACUUUUAUUUCGUUGGUCGAUCUGAUGACGUCAUACUCUCAGCGGGCUAUCGAAUAGGUCCAUUUGAGGUUGAAAACGCCUUGAUAGAACACCAAGCAGUCGCAGAGGCAGCGGUUGUUAGUAGUCCCGAUACCCUAAGGGGGGAGAUCGUGAAAGCUUUUGUUAUUCUCUCGCCUCGUUUUACUGGAGACAAGGAAUCAUUGGUCAAAGAAUUACAAGACCAUGUGAAAGAAAUAACAGCACCCUACAAGUAUCCGAGAAAGAUUGAGUUUGUGGAGAACUUACCCAAAACAGUCAGUGGCAAGAUUAGAAGAGUAGAACUGAGACAGAAGGAAUGGUCUUAAAUCAACCAUAAUUAAACCUUAACUCACAGUUUGUUACAAUAGAUAUGUAUAUUAUUGGCCUUCGUAAGCAUAUGUACACGACAAAACAAUUUAUCGCACAAAUAGAAUUAUCAGGAUGCAUUGAAUAAACUGGUAGCCAUUAGGGAAUAAAGUGUAGAAUCUGAGAAAAUCUUUCUUGUUAUGUAUGUGACGUUCAGUUAUCAAACACCGUCAAGAUUUUUGUGGGGCUGUUUUGAGAUCUGUAGGCUUGACUUUGGCUUCAAUAUUUUGAACAGUUUUAUGAAAUAAAAUAAUUGAAAUUAAUUAAAGCGUCGACGUUUGAUGAAAUUUAAUUACUUUUACUGUCAAUUUGAUUUCUUCAGAUUGACUUCUUUUAUCAACAUUUUACACUUAUAAAAUAAAUAUAUUAGUUAUGAUCAUCAACUAUCUUGGAUUGAGGGACUAGGCUACCAUAUUUUCAGAACCGUAAGAAACCUUUUUCUAAGGUAAACAAACAGAAAGGAGAACGACUGAUCCUUUCAGCGGUUUUUGGCUUUCAUCGCCGUUCGUUUCAACCCAGUAGCUGCUUCAGUGUGACCAUAACAGUGAAGAACUUGACUAGAAGAAUAAAGAAAAUGUUUUUUUUUCUUCUUUUUAACCAAAUGGAAUGAAAUAGAAUGUCACGAAAUAAACUUCUAAACUUUGA
This is a messenger RNA of Stylophora pistillata, 2575 nucleotides long. Its product is annotated as acyl-coenzyme A synthetase ACSM3, mitochondrial-like. Lineage: Eukaryota; Metazoa; Cnidaria; Anthozoa; Scleractinia; Pocilloporidae. Gene Ontology annotation, molecular function: fatty-acyl-CoA synthase activity; fatty acid ligase activity. The record is from RefSeq and is a predicted model, not a curated record. Gene Ontology annotation, cellular component: mitochondrial matrix. Gene Ontology annotation, biological process: acyl-CoA metabolic process; fatty acid biosynthetic process.